AUAGUCCUAUUACUUUCUCUUUAAAAUUGUAAAAAAAAAUAUCCUCUCUCUUGUUCUUUCUCGCGUUCUGCUCUCUCGAUUUCAGGUGAUUGAUUUGAUUAGGGUUCGAGUUUUAGCUCAAUUCAUUGCUUCUGCGUCAAUUAUUAGGCUUCUAGAUUUCUGUUUUUUUUUCUCUAUAUGGUAAUCAUGAAGUGUAUGCUUUGCAACUAUCGAUUUUCGGUUGAUUAUUAGGCAGCCAAGAGAUGUCGGCAUACGACAAUGUUAUUGGUGGGAAGCUAAAGCUAAAAGGGAAGGCUUUGGAUGUGAAAGCAGGUGGAGUAAAGAAGAAGAAGAAACAUAAGAGACAGGAAGAACAAGCUCUUAAAAUUACUGAUCAUGAACUCAUAGAAGGAGAAAGCACUGAAGCAUUGGGUAAAUUGAUUGAAGGAGAAGAAGGAGAUGAAGAAAUGAACAGGAGUGAAAAGGCAAGCGAGGAUGCGAAGUUGCAGCAGCAGCUCGAUGAUGAUGAUCACUUAACGCCAGCAGAAAGGCGAUACAUAGAGCAGAAACAAAGAUUGGAUGUGCAGAAGCUAGCUAAGGAAGCGAACAAGUCUCACCGUAACAGGAUUGAGGAUUUCAAUCAGUAUCUGGCUAACAUGAGUGAGCACUACGAUAUCCCUAAAGUCGGACCUGGUUAAUAUAAUUCUUUCUUGUCUUUGUUUUACUCUGCUUAUCUAUUUUGCAUCGUUAAACGACUACUUUGGAUGUCUGUUAUGUUUAGUCCCUUUAACUUUUGAAUGAUGUGAUCGCAAAUCUGUAAUGUCAAAAACACAUUUUCUUGGAAUAUUUCUUCUGCAUUUCUCAACUUCUUUAAAAAAAUUGUGAGAAUAUUUAACCUU
Messenger RNA from Arabidopsis thaliana (thale cress), 878 nucleotides. RefSeq names its product 7-dehydrocholesterol reductase-like protein. The coding region runs from base 243 to 677 and encodes 144 amino acids. The transcript has 3 exons. The record is from RefSeq and is marked reviewed. Lineage: Eukaryota; Viridiplantae; Streptophyta; Magnoliopsida; Brassicales; Brassicaceae.